AUGUGCCCGGCCAUUUCUCUUUGCUUUCUAUCAGCCCACCGCUCCGUAAUUCGACUGAGCCGAUAUGCGGUCUAG
Chondrus crispus (carragheen) is the source of this 75-nucleotide messenger RNA. RefSeq lists its product as hypothetical. Bases 1 to 75 code for a protein of 24 amino acids. The transcript has a single exon. The record is from RefSeq and is a predicted model, not a curated record. Lineage: Eukaryota; Rhodophyta; Florideophyceae; Gigartinales; Gigartinaceae.